CAUUCAACUUACCGAAAAAGUGAUUGCCCUCUCUCUGGCCGUCUCCCUAACAAGUCACCAACACGAAAAACACACAGCUUGGCGCUCGCACACAACAAAACCCUAUUUCCCCUUUCUUCUUCACACAUUUGACAUACCACAUACACCUCUCUCUCUGUUUCAUUCCAACCCAUUCGCUAUCUUGUUUCCUCCUAGUGCACAACUAAAUUCCCAACGUAUUCAAACGUCAUCGUUUCACUUCCACGAUCAAAUCACUGCCUAGGGCUAGUUCCGUCCUCGUCUCGCUCCCUCUCUUAUAUCGCUCUCUAAAUGGCUUUGUAACCCUAAUUUGCAGGAAGCAUUUCCCUAUCUGCAUCAAUCACAUGCGUGCGUAAUUGCUCUAGGGUUUUUCUGUGUUGCGCACUGAAUUCAUCUUUUCUCCCUACGGGUUCCUAUUUUAUUCUUUGUCUGCUUCCCCUCUUCUAUUCUGGGUGCUGUUUUAUUCCAUUCCUAGAGGUCUGCCAUUUUUGCCAAUAGUUGUUUUUCUUUUUUUUUUCCUUAAAUCUAUUUUCUCACCCUCUUCCUGAUGGAGAGGUGAGAGUUCUCUUUGAUUACUUUAUAGUUCUUUUAUUCAUCUUUGGUCCAAAGAUGAUACUGGAGUGUCUGAGAGGAAGUUCUUCCUUCCCAAACACUGACUUGUGUUUCAAGUCAUGGGGGUUGUUGUCUGCUUGAUUGGGUGAAAGAAGAGAAACUGGUAUCUUUUUGUGGUUAUAUUUUUGAAGGACACUUAAGUUUAUCUGGUUUCAGCUUUUGAGAGAAGUUACAUCCUUGAUUUUUUUUAUCAAUAUUAAAAGUAAUAGGUUUGUUAGUUGGGAAGGGUGGAGUUAUUACUUUUUGGGGUUGUAACUUGGCUGAAGAUAAGUUCUGGUGUUAAUCAGCUGCCGCAAGAUACUGUCAUGUGGAAGUGCUGCGAUUGUUGGUUGGUAUAUUUUGUGCGUAGGCACUUUAUCACUGAGUCGCAUUGAGAAGGAACACUAGCGGUUCAGCGUAGAUUAAGUAGUUUUUGGCAUACAAGUAUACAAUUGCACUGAUCAAGGUAGAGUUGUUGAAGAGGUUCACCUGCUUUUCUUGUUAAUUCUGAUCAUGGUCAGUGUUAGUUAUGGAAAGAAGUGAACCUGCAUUAGUUCCAGAAUGGUUGAGAGGUGCUGGAAAUGUUGCUGGGGCUGGCAAUUCAGCCCAACAGUUUGCAUCCCCAUCUAAUCAUGCAGAUACUCCGACUCUAGCCGAUAGAUCAAGGAACAGAUCUUCUAAGACAAAUGGUGAUUUUGAUAGCACACGUUCUAUAUCUUUUGAACGGACUGCCUCAUCAAAUUCUCGUAGGAGUUCCAUCAAUGGUUCUGCUAAGCAUGCCUACAGUAGUUUCAAUAGAAGUCAUCGUGACAAGGACCGUGAUAGAGAGAAAGAUAGAUCCAGUUUUAGUGACCAGUGGGAUCGUGGUAGUUCUGAAAGGAUAGAGAGGGAGACAUUGCAACGUUCUCAUUCAAUGCUUUCCAGGAAACAGAGUGAGACUUUAAUUCGCAGAGUUGUUGUAAAUACAAAAUCUGGUGGCAGUAGCAAUCAGAACAAUGGGAAUGACAUACUUUCUGGUGGUAGUAUUAGUAGUGUUCAGAAAGCUUUCUUUGACAAGGAUUUUCCAUCACUUGGGGCUGAGGAGAAGCAGGGUAUAGCUGAAAUAGGAAGAGUUCCAUCUCCUGGUUUGGGUUCUGCUGCUAGUCAAAGCCUACCGGUUGGUAAUUCAGCUUUGAUACGUGGGGAAGGAUGGACAUCUGCACUAGCAGAGGUACCUACCAUAAUUGGAAGCAGUAGUCCAGGAUUUGUAAUGGUGCAACAAAAUGCAACUGCAGCUUCUGGGUCUGUAGCUUCAAGCACAACAGCUGGUCUUAAUAUGGCUGAAGCAUUGGCCCAGACUCCGUCCCAAGCUCGUUCUGCACCUCAGGUGUUGGUCAAAAUCCAAAGGCUUGAGGAACUGGCUAUUAAGCAGUCAAGGCAAUUGAUUCCAGUAACACCAUCAAUGCCUAAAGCUUUGGUUCCUAAUUCUUCUGAGAAAUCAAAGCCAAAAGCAGCAGUCAGAAGUACUGAGAUGAGUGUUUCUGCAAAGAGUUUGCCCCAGCAGCCCUCUGGGUUGCACAGUACUAGUCAGUCUGUUCGAAAUGUAAAUACCAAAGUUGAAGCUCCGAAGACAUGUGGAAAAUUUACUGAUCUUAAAUCCGUGGUGUGGGAGAAUGGUGUUUCUCCUACCUUCUCCAAGGAGGUUUCAAAUUUGACAAAUUCUUCCAUCGGCAAAUCAGGAAGUCAACAUACUGUUGCUUCAGCGGUUGCUUCUACCCCUUCGAAGAACACCAAUUACAUGAAAUCUCCCACAGUGCAAAAGCCAUCUUUGGAUCUGAAAAUAGGUUCCACAGUGGAGAAGAGACAUUCUCAUUCACAUUCGCAGAGUCGAAACGAUUUCUUCAAUCUCAUUAAAAAGAAAACACUGAUGAACUCCUCUACAGUUGUUCCAGAUUCUAUCCCGGUGGUUUCAUCUCCUAUAUCAGAGAAAUCUGGUGAAUUAAAUGGAGUAGUAGUUAAACCUUCUGUAUAUCCUCAAUCCACUGGAAAUGGUCCUCAAGUGACAAGCAAUGGCAAUGCUCAUGCCUAUGAAGAGUCACAGAGACUUUCUGAUAGUGAAGAAAAAGAUUCUAUUCCCAGUGCGACAAUAUCUCCUGAUGAGGAAGAGGCUGCAUUCCUUCGUUCUCUUGGCUGGGAGGAGAAUUCAGAUGAGGAUGAAGGGCUUACGGAGGAGGAGAUCAAUGCCUUCUAUCAGGAGGUGUGCAAGAAGUUGGGCCCCACAACAUUCAAGCUCUGCCAAGGGAUGCAACCAAACCUGUCCAAGUUGUUUGAAUCCUAUGCAUCCAACUUGCAUGGAGCUUCUGCUGAGUUGAGCUCCUCUAAUUCUGGAUCGGAAGCUUGAAGUAAUGUUUUUCUUCCUUUUGAUCAUAGUUAGAUCCAAGUUUCGAUUUUUUAUUGGCAGAUGGCUAGUUUCAUUCUAUCCAUUUGUUCUGAAAGAAGGCUGGUGAUUUGGUAGUGGAACAACAGGGAGGGUGGGUUUUGAUUGGAACCCUGCAUUUUUUUUUUGGGGUGGGGGGUGGUUUAGAAGUUAUAGCUUAUAAGGUUGGUAGAGUAGGUUUUUUUUAAUUAAUCUGCAGCGGAAGGUGCUGACCUGCACGGCAAUUGCAUCUUUUUGGGUAUGAUCCAAUUUUUUUUUUCUUUUUUUCUUUUUUUCAAGAGGGUUUGUUUACACAUGAUGAAGUUUAUGAUGUCUUUUUUUGGUUAGUUUUGCCAAAAGAAAAAAUAGGAGAUUUAAAGUAUCUUGAAUUUUUGAAUGUUGAUGUUAUGAUUAUUCCUAGCAAUCAAUAAUCCCAUAAAUGGAAAUUGAGAUA
Arachis stenosperma is the source of this 3458-nucleotide messenger RNA. RefSeq lists its product as uncharacterized. The record is from RefSeq and is a predicted model, not a curated record. Lineage: Eukaryota; Viridiplantae; Streptophyta; Magnoliopsida; Fabales; Fabaceae. The transcript has 5 exons. Bases 1139 to 2989 code for a protein of 616 amino acids.